This is a messenger RNA of Drosophila bipectinata, 1079 nucleotides long. The record is from RefSeq and is a predicted model, not a curated record. NCBI's taxonomy places the organism in Eukaryota, Metazoa, Arthropoda, Insecta, Diptera, Drosophilidae.
CGCAGCUGGUUCCAUAAGUUAUUGUUUACGCAUCUCGCAGAUUGUUAUUUUUUAUCACAAUUUAUUUUUGAAUGCAGCCAAAAUGAAGCGCAAGACGAGCGAAAUCUGGUGCUUCUUUCGCGCGGUGGACGACACUUACGCGGUGUGCAACAUCUGCAAGGCGAAGUUGUCGUACAAGACCACUACCACAAAUCUAAGUAAACACAUGAACAGAAUGCAUCCAACUACGGCUAUGGCUCGAGGCCACAAGUUUAAGUUCCACCGUCGACCGCAAGAAGGUGACAUGGACCGCAAUAAAGCCAAGCCUCGAAACGCUACACAGGAGGCGAUUCUUUUGGACUUUGUAAAGAAGCACCCACGCCUGCUGCAGAAUCCGACGUGGGAGACGCGAAAUAAUCUGGAGUCUCUAUGGGAACAGCUGACUAAUGAACUCAACAGGCAUGGGCCGCCGCGAAAAGAUAUACCUACCUGGAAAAAGGCCCUGAAAGACUGGAAGAGGUUUAUCUUAAAAAAGGUUGAGCAAAAUGAAAUGCACAACAUGCCAUUUGGCACUAGUCUCAAUUCAUCGGAGGAAACCAUUGCAACCCUUUGCCGCUUAAACGAAGAUGUGAGCCAAAUUAUAAUGAAAGUUUCCGACGACGAUGACAUGCACGAGAAUUCUACCACCGAGUUCGACGUAGACGAAGUGGAGGAUGUGGUGCCGGAGGACGAUAGCGGCGGAUCUCUGCAAACCCCUGCCGAAUAUGUGUAUGAACCCGAUGAGGACAAAGUAGAAAUAGACCCUCUGUAUCUUCAGUCAAGCAGGAGGCCGCGGGCCAACAGCCGGGUUAUGGAAGAAGAGACUCUGCUUGAUAAGAUUAAGGACAACAUAAGUCUGGUGAACGAUUCCGCCAGUAGUGUACACCUAGCGCUUAACGAAUUCUGCUUACUGUACAAACAGAAAUUGUAUGAGGACAAAAGGCAUCACCUUGCCAUGGAGCAGUUAAUGGCGGAGAAAAUCGAUCUUAAAAGGAAACUGCUUGAAAUAGAGCAAAGGAAACUAUCACUUAAAUAACUAAACUCACUAAGUAUGAAGAGUU